This is a messenger RNA of Macrosiphum euphorbiae (potato aphid), 1275 nucleotides long. NCBI's taxonomy places the organism in Eukaryota, Metazoa, Arthropoda, Insecta, Hemiptera, Aphididae. The record is from the annotation of a GenBank genome assembly.
AUGUCAAAUUUAAUUUUUGUAAAUAGCCAAAAAGGCAAAAAGCUACUUUCAUACGACGGAUAUUUGCAUAGCUUACACCGAUCGACUGAAAAUAAAUGUAUUUGGCGCUGUGUUGAAUUUAUAAAAUACAAAUGUAAAGGACGCUGUCAUACAACUAAUGACGAAGAAUCAGGAGAAAUUAUAAAAAUACCCACACAUAGUCACCCUCCAAAUGCUGAUAAAGUUAAUGUUAAAGAAGCAAUUGAUAAGUUAAAAAAGGAAGGUAAAACGUCAUGCGAACCUACAAGAAAUGUUGUCAGUAAAAUAGUUUCAGAUGUAUCUAAAAUAACUACAAGUAAAUUACCACCAAUUGAUAUGUUAUCUCAGACUGUACGUAGAACAAGAAAUAAAUAUAAUGAUUACCCUACAAAUCCAAUCAACAUAACUGAUUUAAUAUUACCAGACCAAUAUAAGGUAACCAAAACGGGGGUUCCAUUUUUGUUACACGAUAUUAACAAAGAAGGAAAACGUAGUUUAAUAUUUACUACAGAAAACAAUUUAGAUUUUUUAAGUGAAUCAGAUGUUUGGAUGGCUGAUGGAACUUUUAAAUCUGUUCCACCCUUGUUUUCUCAACUUUAUACAAUUCACGCUUGUAAAAAAAAUGCUACAUAUCCUUUAGUUUAUAUUUUAAUGACUGACCGAACAAAAGAAACGUAUUCAGAAAUUUUUAAAUUUUUAAAAACUAAGAAACCAAAUCUGAAGCCAUCUAUGUUAAUGGUUGACUUUGAAAAUGCUUUUAUAUCAACUUUUAGAGAAGAAUUUCCAACGGUGGUUAUUAGAGGUUGCUUUUUUCAUUUUACUCAGUGUGUUUGGAGGAAAAUACAAAAUAGUGACCUACAGAUAAAAUAUGGUCAAGAUUCUGAAUUUGCAUUACAAGUUCGACUUCUUUGUUCAUUGUCAUUUAUACCACCAAAUAAAGUAAUCGAAGCCUUUGAUGAGCUUAUUGAAUCAGAAUAUUAUAUACAAAAUGAAGAACUAUUAGAAUCUAUAAUAAUGUAUUUUGAAGACACGUGGAUUGGACGUUUAGGGCGAAGAGAACGAAGAGGAGCACAUUUUAAUAUUGAUUUGUGGAAUUGUUAUCAAUCAGUUAUUGACAAUAAGCUUCGCACAAACAAUGCCGUUGAGGGGUGGCACCAUGCCUUUAAUGGAUCUCUAGGAGCUCAUCAUGCAUCGAUAUGGAAAAUUAUCAAGUGUCUCCAAUUAGAGCAAGGCAUUGCGUGUAAUUUUUCAUUUUAA